AUGGAGUCCAAGCUAUCAUUAGCUGAAGAGACAGUGUUUCACACUUUUGUUACCAAGUCUAAUAACGGGUCGAAUCCAUUGACGAAAGAGAAGCUUAUAGCUGCGGUUUACACGCAGAAGCCAAUACCGUCUUCUAGCUCACAGACGACGUCGAAGGAAGACAAUGAAGAAGACGAAUCAUGGAAGGAUUGGGGGAAGAAAGCCUCGACGCCGGAAUUCGAUCCGCCUCCGGAUUUCUCCAACAUGGGAUUCGAACAGAUCCAAGCGGAAAUGGCUAAACGGACUUUCGGACCUGUCGUCGGAUUCGUCAAGCUCCGGUUAGGCGUCCGCCGUACUAAGGAUAUGGUGGUGGAAAUUGCUAUGAAAUGGACAAAAGUUCUGAGAACAGGAAGGGUCGGAGUAAGAUUCAUGGCCGUAGAUCGAAGCACGGUGAUGUUCAAUAUGCAAAGUGGCAAGGAAGUGAAUGAGCUUAAGCGAAGGCAAAGCCGGAGCCACGAAGAAGCGCAAGUCGCGCAUAUCAAAGAUUUCUUCUCUUGGAACAUUCCAAUAUUUAAGGUUCAGUCUAUUUCUUUUACCCGUUGAUAUUAUAUUCUGGAGUUAAACUCAAGUGCUAAAAUUUUAUAAUUGUUAAAAGUAUUGGAAUUUGGUAUCUUUGUCUUUUUAAAAAGAUCAUUAUCGAUGCCAAGUUCGUUUUGUCUUCACAAUAUAAUAUAAAUUUUGGCACUUGAGUUUCUAUUAUUUUUUUCACCUGUUUUUUUGUUUUCACUAGAUUUUAAAACUUAAAUCAAAUAUAUUUUCAGAUAUACUAUGUAUUUUCAACUGUUUUUUUGUUAUCACUAGAUUUUAAAACUUAAAUGCUAAAAUUAUAUAAUUGUGAAAAAAUAAUCGGACUUAGUAUCUUGUCUUUUUAAAGAUCGUUAUCGAUGCCAAGUUCGUUUUGUCUUCACAAUAUAAUAUAAAUUUUAGCAUUUGAGUUUCUAUUAUUUCUUUCACUGAUUUUUUUAUUUUCAAAAG
Molecule: messenger RNA, 1014 nt
Organism: Thlaspi arvense
Lineage: Eukaryota; Viridiplantae; Streptophyta; Magnoliopsida; Brassicales; Brassicaceae
Source: the annotation of a GenBank genome assembly